Dovyalis caffra is the source of this 615-nucleotide messenger RNA. Lineage: Eukaryota; Viridiplantae; Streptophyta; Magnoliopsida; Malpighiales; Salicaceae. The record is from the annotation of a GenBank genome assembly.
AUGGCACUGUCUGGCUAUUUUUUGAGGUUCUCUGUAAAUGCAACAUUAAUGAAUUCUAAUCCAUCUAAACUCCCUUUCCGAAGCUCUAUUUCUUCAUCCUCCAAGGUAGGAUUUAAGGGUCACACUGGUGUAGGAUCUACUAGUUGGUUCUGCGGUGACACCAAGUGUUAUCGUAGCCAGUCUUUUGGGAUUACUGGGGACAAUGAGCUCAUUACUGAAUCGGUAAGGAAAGAAGCUGAGGGCUUUCUCCCCAAUGCUAUGAAUAUGAGCUUCUUUGACCGUUUAAAUUUGGCAUGGAAGAUAUUGUUCCCAUCAUCUGCAACAAGAAGCAAGUCAAAUGCAAAGAUUGCCAAGCAACGUUUGAAGAUGAUCCUCUUCUCUGAUAGAUGUGCAGUCACUGAUGAGGCAAAGCAGAAGAUUGUGAGUAAUGUUAUGGAUACUCUAUCUGAUUUUGUGGAGAUUGACUCACAGGAUAAAGUCCAGCUUAGUGUCUCAACAGAUUUAGAUUUGGGGACCAUUUACUCUAUCACAGUUCCUGUCAAGCGCGUUAAGCCUGAGUAUCUUGAUGAGGAAGAUCUUGAGGAUUUGACCAAUAUUCAGUACAAGGGCACCUGA